Molecule: messenger RNA, 3805 nt
Organism: Patiria miniata (bat star)
Lineage: Eukaryota; Metazoa; Echinodermata; Asteroidea; Valvatida; Asterinidae
Exons: 2
Coding region: 1208-3466 (752 amino acids)
Source: RefSeq, a predicted model, not a curated record
CAAGCUAACGUUUAAACCAGCGCAGCGCUCUAAAUGUUGAUACAAAAAUGCAAAUUGUGUUGGAAAAUGGGAUAUUUUGUCACACAACUCAAAAACCCGAACUCGCAUUUUUUUCGUUCAAAUGGCAAACUAACAAGUAGAUAUCUAACUUUUGUCUGUGGAAAUUUCAGUUUGUGUAAACGAUAAUAACCUCUGUCAUUUUGUUUAAAUGAAACUCAAUUUUCUCAGAAGUUGUGUGGAGAACGCCGUCCAAAACCCGACGUUUGUGGCUCGCCGCAAUCUUUCAAACACCAUAACUCCAAUAUUCCGCGCUGCACAGUCUUCGUUCAACGAACGACAGAGGGGGUAAAAUACCAGCUAAAUGGCUAUGUAUAGCUUGAUGCUAUUGGUCCAUAUUUCCCCCUGUCUAUUUACUGAUAGAACUUGAAACGCUGCUUAUGAUUCGUCAAUAGUUGUGCACAAAACUAUGCUACACACGACGACGGAUGGACCAUGUCCAUGAGCAACGCAAACAUACGCCUAACUACACGAUAUGACAGAAACAAGAAAUAGGAAGAAAGUUGAUUACAAGACACUUCACAAUGGACCCAGACUGAAAGUGAUCAGAUGCCAAGAAAACAAAUGGUCGAAAAAUGAGUUGUUUAAACUAGUUGUUCUCGAUGAGCGUGUAGUAAAUGAUGGGAGCAGAGAGUACAAGGAGGUUUUGGUCCACUAUAGAGGUUGGCCCAGCAGAUACGAUGAAUGGCGGUUGGAGGAAGAUAUUGUAAACCUGGAUCACGAAGAUGAUGAUGCUUACAAAUUCUUCAAAAGUGACUUGCAGGUAAAGAUUAAAGAACAUCUAAACUGUUCAAGGGUGGAGAACUCUGAGAUCACUCUUCGCAUAUCGAUACAAAGAUCUAGUUUCAGAUCCUUUGUCCAGGACAUCAAAGCUGUUGCUGAUGGAAAGAAAUAUCGAGCAAAAAAGGAAAACAUUUCUUCUAUUCUUGAACCAAACUGGUGGUAUAGAAUCGUCAACCAAUCAGGAGAUUUCAGCUAUAUUGAUGGUUCAACCAUAAGACUCUGGUUGACUGAACGACGCUGCCUUGAGGAAUACACUCCAAAACUGACUAAAACUCUCAAGCACAGAGGAUACAUGUUUGUUUUCAGGUUUGUGAAGUUAAUGGGCAAUAAGGGUCAGCUGAAUAUUUUGGAGUAACUAAUUGGACUGAUGUCUCCAUAUUUUACAUUUUAUGUUUUAAUUAUUUUUUGUACCAUUUACUUUACCCCUAAGCAUAAGGUUGAUUGCCAUCCACUCAAUUUUGACGACUCUGUUGAUUGGGUUUUGGAGAUAAAUCUACUUGUCUUGCAUAAGCUGGUUAGAGAAAGUGAUUCGGUAUACCAUUCAAUCGAGUGUGCCCAAGAUGUGUUGGAUAAGAUUUGCAAAUUAAAUGGAAUUGAUUCAAAAUAUGUUGAAUUGCAAAAAACAUCAACAAGACUACUCAGUAAAAUAAAACACAUGCAAGCAAACCUAAAAGCAGCAUUGAAAAAAGGAGGUAGGCAAGUUUCUAGUCUUCUUAAGUUUUGGGAAAAUGAGAAGUACAGGCUUAAGUUAGGAGGUACUAAAAGGAAAGCACUUGAAGAGCUUCAGAAUGAAAAAAAGAAAAGAAAGAUUGCAGAGGGAAAAACAAAAGCAGCUUUGUUGAAGGCUAAAAAUGCUAAAAGGGAAGCAAAAAGGAACAAAAAGGAAGCCAAACAGACCAAACAAAUCGUGAACCGUUUGAUAAAGCGUAGAUUAAGGCCCACCAGGAAUGUUGCUUCAAAAGCUAAAUACAGUCGGCAGUGGGUAUCGAAGAACAAAAUCAAGACAACAGAAAGUGCUGACCUCAUUUGCAGCUUACUGCGUACAGGAGGACUUGAACCCCACAAACUUGUUUACAGUGACCAAUAUGGCAAUGUUGUGAACUGCGACUUUACACACGCUCCGCAAAAUCAUCAGCCAAGUGUAGAGCAGAUGUUAUAUCUUAAAGACAUGAGUUGUACUUCUGAUAAAACAUAUCAAGAAUUUGCAUUGACAAGCAAUGGCCUAUGGCCAUCUUUGUAUAGCAUAAAGAGAAAGGCUGCUGAACUGAACUCAAUGUUUAAUUUUCAGGUGCAUAAUGAACUCAGGGGUGUGACUCAACGUUUGGAAGAUAAACUAAUUCAAAGUGUAUCACGAAUGAAUGAUGCAGAGUUAAUAGAUGGAGGUACAGUUCAAAUCAAAAUCUCAGGGGAUGGGACAUCGAUAGGCUCCAGAAUUCCAGUGACCAAUAUUGCCUUCAGUAUAAUAACAAAAUUCAAUCAGAGUCAAAACUUCUUGUUAAUCAUUGCUAAGCAGCCUGAGAAGUAUGACUCCUUCAAGCCAAUUUUGGAGGCGGCCGGUCUUCUAGAUGAUGUACAGAAUUUGAAAGAACUUCACAUCCGCGGUAAAGUAAUCAAACCUGCAUUCUACAUGUGUGCCGACCUAAAAUUUCUGAAUGAGAUGUACGGACUUGGUGCUUGCUCAAGCAUUCACAGUUGUGUGUUUUGCAAGUGCCCCUCAGAUUGUUUUUAUGAUAUGUCUAAAGAAUGGUCAAUGCUUGACACGAUUAAAGGGGCCCGCACAGUUCAUGAGAUAAAUGAAAUGGCACAGUGGUCAGGCAGUAGGAAAAAGAAGUUCAAUUGUCUUCGUUCACCGAUUUUCAGAGCAAUAGACAUUAAGUUUAUAGUUCCCGAUCUUCUUCACCUGUACCUGAGAAUAUCUGAUCAGCUAAUAAGAAAGCUUUUACAAGAGCUAAGAACGAGGGAUAACCAAAUAAAAAACACAAAAUCUCACAAAAAUGAAACACCCAAAAUCGAAAACUUUGAAAAGUUUGUUCGUUCUAUAGGAAUCGAAUGGCAUUUCUCCACAGAUGCAAAAGAUGUCAUGAACUACCGAUGUUUUAUUGGGCCAGAACACAAAAAAAUACAGGAAAGAAUUUCUCUUGGUGAUAUGAUGCCCUGGCUAACCACACUACAAGAUGUGAUUAAGAUAUGGAAUGACUUUAAAAUUCUUAUGAGCAUGACAAAAGAUAACAUUCAGGGUGAAAAGCUAAUAAAAUUCAAAGAAUUGGCAAAAUCAUGGGUUACUUUCUAUGCCUCUACAUACCAGACCAAAGAUGUUACUUUGUACAUGCACAUCUUAGCGAUGCAUGUUGGAGAAGCAAUUCUACUUCAUGGAGGAUGCAUAAACCACUUCUCACAGCAGUCGUUUGAAAAGAUGAAUGAUCAAGUGAAAGAAAGUUUUUUCAAAGCAUCCAACCAUAAGGGAUUAGUAGCCUUUAAACAGAUAAUGCAGAAACAGAAUAGGAUAGAAAUGCUGUCCCCAACCUGUAGUAGAGAAAUCCAAAUGCAGUCAUGUUCAUGUUGUGGAGCUAGCGGGCAUAAUAUUAAAACAUGCUCAAUGGUCAGUAAAGGUUCUAUCCCAGAUUAAAGAUAAUGAAGAGCUUGUUGUGGCAUAACUUCUGCUCUAAAACUUUGAAGUUUUAGCUUGAUUUGAACUAAUUGUUGUGAGAUCCGAUAAAUGAACUGAGUACUUGUAUUACUUGUAAAUAUUGUAUUACAAGAGAGAUCUGGUCAAUACUUCAAACGGAUCCCUUGUUGUUGUCGCAGUUGUGAAUAAUUAUUACAAUGUUCCCUACACAAGUUAACGAAUAGUCAAUGUUUGCAUAACAAUUUACUCAUCUUGAUUUCAUUAAAAGCCAAUCCUAUGGCAUUUGUUUAAUUGUUUAUGCAGAGGUUUAUUGUACAGCCAGUUAAUCCUUUGAUUGGU